This is a messenger RNA of Andrographis paniculata, 1586 nucleotides long. Its product is annotated as metal transporter Nramp5-like. NCBI's taxonomy places the organism in Eukaryota, Viridiplantae, Streptophyta, Magnoliopsida, Lamiales, Acanthaceae. Gene Ontology annotation, biological process: metal ion transport. Gene Ontology annotation, molecular function: cadmium ion transmembrane transporter activity; manganese ion transmembrane transporter activity. Bases 18 to 1586 code for a protein of 522 amino acids. Gene Ontology annotation, cellular component: membrane. The record is from RefSeq and is a predicted model, not a curated record. The transcript is spliced from 13 exons.
AAAUUAAUCCAAUUUUAAUGUUGGACCAAGGCGGCGGCGGUCUUGAUAGCGGCCACCGUGUGGUCGCAAUGCCGGAGAUGACGACGGAAGGCGCCACUUGGCCGGAGAACAAAGAGUUGGAUCAGAAACCUGGUUGGAAGAAAUUUUUAGCGUAUGUUGGCCCUGGAUUUUUGGUCUCUUUGGCAUACCUCGAUCCUGGAAACAUGGAAACUGAUCUUCAAGCUGGAGCAAGCUACGGAUACGAACUGCUGUGGGUAAUCCUUAUCGGAUUAAUCUUUGCGCUGAUAAUCCAAUCACUCGCAGCAAAUCUCGGAGUCUGCACGGGUAAACAUUUGGCAGAGGUGUGUAGAGCAGAGUAUCCAAUACUGGUGAGAUACUGCCUCUGGAUUCUGGCAGAGGUCGCCGUCAUUGCUGCCGACAUUCCUGAAGUGAUAGGGACAGCCUUUGCACUCAACAUACUGUUCCAUAUUCCGGUGUGGGUUGGGGUUCUUUGCACCGGGUUCAGUACUCUCCUCUUGCUCGGCCUCCAGCGCUAUGGCGUGAGGAAAUUGGAGCUGUUGAUAGCAGUAUUAGUGUUCAUAAUGGCGGGGUGUUUUUUUGGGGAAUUAGGCUUUGUCAGCCCUCCGGCGUCCGAUGUCUUGAAAGGAAUGUUCAUCCCUAAACUGAGUGGCCAUGGCGCCACCGGCAGUGCCAUCGCCCUCAUCGGCGCCCUCGUCAUGCCGCAUAACCUUUUUCUUCAUUCUGCUCUGGUGCUUUCGAGGAAGACGCCCACUUCAGUCCGUGGUAUCAAUAAUGCGUGUAAAUACUUCUUGAUGGAGAGUGGAUUUGCAUUAUUCGUCGCGUUCUUGAUAAACGUGGCAAUGGUGUCUGUGUCGGGCUCCGUCUGCUCAGCCAAAAAUCUGUCUGAAGAAAACGCAGCAAAUUGCAACAAUUUGACACUCAACUCUGCUUCUUUCCUCCUCAAGAAUGUAUUGGGGAAAUCAAGUUCUAUAGUGUAUGCAAUAGCACUGCUGGCCUCAGGGCAAAGCUCAGCCAUUACUGGCACUUAUGCUGGCCAGUUCAUCAUGCAGGGCUUUCUUGAGCUGAGGAUGAAGAGAUGGGUAAGAAAUUUGAUGACUAGGUGUAUUGCCAUCACACCAAGUUUGAUAGUGUCGAUAAUUGGAGGCCCUUCUGGAGCUGGCAGACUCAUCAUCAUUGCUUCGAUGAUUCUGUCAUUUGAACUUCCAUUUGCUCUCCUCCCACUACUCAAAUUCAGCAGCAGCUCUCCCAAGAUGGGGCCUCACAAAAACUCCAUUUCGAUCAUAGUGUUCUCAUGGAUUCUUGGGCUGGGGAUCAUAGGCAUCAAUAUAUACUACCUUGUGACAGCCUUCGUCGAUUGGCUGCUUCACAACAGCCUCCCAAAAAUAGGGAACAUCUUUAUAGGGAUUGUGGUGUUCCCGCUAAUGGCUAUGUAUGUAAUAUCUGUCCUAUACCUCAUGUUCCGAAAAGACAAGGCGAAAACGUUCAUCGACACUGCCCCGGCUAAGGACAACGAUGAUCAUCAGCCUUAUAGAGAGGACCUCGCCGAUAUCCCCUUGCCACAGUAG